AUGUCUGCUAUCGCCCAGAAAGCCGCAACUGAGGCGCUUAUCUCGAAGUUCGAGAUCACCAAAUUGCUCCGACAAGACCAGAAUGGCCGUCGUAUCGCCCUCCUCGGCUCCAUCGACUCCCAGCCGGGCAUCCUCACCGCCGAGCGCGCCGCCUUCGCCACCGAAUCCAUCGAAGUCCUGAAGGCCUUCCACGCCGCUAUCUCGCAGGUCACCAACCUCGGCGACAAUGACAUCUACCGGUGGUACAUGGCCUCGUCCUCGGGAUCGCAGUCGCCCGGUGCCUCCGAUCUCAAACUCAACCUCAUCUGGCCCUGCACGGAUCAGCACGUCAAGAAAUACUCGGACCAGGUCGUCCGCAUGGUUACUGAGACGCCGCAGAUCUACCGAGACCAUGUGCGGCCGUACAUGAGCACCAAGCGCGAGGAAGGCCGGCUGAACUGGGUGUUUAAUAUCUUGGAGGGCCGCACGGAGCAGGAGGAUGUUAUUCUCCGCGAUGAGGGCCAGGGACCCGAGGAUGGGUUCCUCAUGUUGCCGGACCUGAACUGGGAUCGGAAGACUAUGAGCUCCAUGCAUCUGCUGGCGUUGGUGCACAGGCGCGAUAUCUGGAGUCUCCGUGAUCUGAAGAAGAAGCAUAUUCCCUGGCUGCGGUACUUGUGGCAGCGCGUGCUGGAGGGCACGGUGAAGAUGUAUCCGGAUCUGGAGAUGGAUCAGUUGAAGCUUUACGUGCACUAUCAGCCCACGUAUUACCACUUCCAUAUCCAUGUCGUCAACGUCAUGCUCGAGGCCGGGGCUACCCAGGCCACUGGCAAGGCGUUCGGGCUGGAGAACAUCAUUUCGCAGUUGGAGACGAUGUCCGGAGACGAGGAGGCCAGCAUGGCGGAUGUCAGCCUCUCCUACUACUUGGGCGAGGCGAGUGAGCUCUGGACCAACAUCUACGAACCCUUGAAGCGGGGAAAGAAACUCUACUAG
Aspergillus affinis is the source of this 969-nucleotide messenger RNA. Its product is annotated as putative mRNA decapping hydrolase. Gene Ontology annotation, cellular component: nucleus; P-body. Bases 1 to 969 code for a protein of 322 amino acids. Lineage: Eukaryota; Fungi; Ascomycota; Eurotiomycetes; Eurotiales; Aspergillaceae. The transcript has 3 exons. The record is from RefSeq and is a predicted model, not a curated record. Gene Ontology annotation, molecular function: hydrolase activity; RNA 7-methylguanosine cap binding. Gene Ontology annotation, biological process: deadenylation-dependent decapping of nuclear-transcribed mRNA.